UAGCACUGCAGUGGGAUGGAAAUGGAAGUGGCCAUCCGCCACCGGCGAAACACGACCAGCAAACCACCGGACCACACCCGUCUGGCCCACAGAACAAGCGAAACGGAUAGACCAAAAAAAGGAGGAAGAAUACUAGUAGUAGCGGGCGACGCGGCCGCGAGGCAGGCAGGUAGACCACGCCGCACGCCAGCCAGCGGCCAGCGCCCGCCCCGCCGCGCUUCGGCAUUUUCCCAUUUUCUCUCUCUGCCGCCGCUCCCUCCCGCGGCGGACUCGAUACCCCGCCUCUCCUCUCGCGAACUAGGGGGCAGCGGGCAGGUGCCGGCAGGCGGCUCGAUCCCUUCCUCCUCCCUCGUCGCGGGGACUGCUGCUGCUGCUGCCGUGACCGCGAGCAUGGCCACCGGCGCCGUUACGCCGCCGCCGCUGGCUGGCGCGCGGCGAUUCCCCCGUGGACGAAGCUUCCUCCACCGGCGCCUCGCUACCUCGCCUAUGAAAGAUGAAUCUGUGAUUUCCACAGAUGGUGGAAAUGAGGAGACAGACACUGACAGCCUCCAUGUUGCUAGAGGAUUGUCUCAUCCUGGGCUUUCGUCAAGUUUAUCCAAUAAGGCAUCAGUGGUCCCAACCCCUUUGCUUCCUUCUGGACAAUCUGAUCUCCGGUUCAAUCGUCUUCGACCCUCAAUUGAUGAAAGUGAUUGCAAAUACAAAAGAUUAUUUGGCUGCUAUGUUGCUCGUGAGGCUGUGAUCGAUGAGGAAUACUGGAUCGCUGCAUGGUUGAGAGCAGAAGAUCAGUAUGAAAAUGAGUCAGGCAAUCGCUAUGUUGAAAGCUUUAAAAGAAAGUUUGCAUCAAAGGAAUUCCAUGCAUUAAAGAAGAGAUGCAACACACAACAUAGAGAGAAGUAUAUCUGUCUUGUCGCGGUAAAGAACGAUGACAUCAGGCGAACUGUCCUGAAUAGUGUUGUUGGUACCUUAGAUGUAUGUGUAAGGCAUCCUCUAUAUGGGGAGAAAUUUCCUGAGGAGCCUGGAAAACCGUCUCUUCACUGUCGAAUUUAUCAGCCUGAUCAGCCAAAAUUUGGGUAUGUAACAAAUGUAUGUGUUGCUAAAUAUGCAAGGCGUCAAGGGAUUGCUAGCAACAUGCUGUUAUUGGCCAUAGAUGCUGCAAAACUUAACGGUGCUGAAAAUAUUUACAUUCAUGUGCAUAAAGAUAACUUACCAGCAUGGAGGCUCUAUGAUCAGAUUGGAUUCAAGGUAUGUGCCUUGUUUCAGUUUAAUCCUGAAAAACUUCGUGAAGGUACGUGUUGGGGACUUGUUCUCAAAUGCUUCGAAUUAAGAACAAGGCAACACGGAAAAUGUUAAGUAUUAAGGUCCUUCGUCCUUCAUAACGAUAUAUCCCUUCGGGAUAUAUAGCAUCUCGGACGAAGAUUACAAAGAACAUACCUUCGUAAGCAUAACAACGAAGAAUAAAGCAUUCAUAUAAAUCAUGAAAUAAACAUGUAAAUAUUAUCAUAGAAUUAUCUUUACUUGUAUUAAUGAAUAUAAAUGACUUUGAAGUACAAAUGUACCUUCGGUCUUGCGGAAGGCAAAAAGUACGAAUGUGAUGCGAAGGCAAAAAGCAGGUUCGCGUGAACAGUACAGAGGUACUGUUCAUCUAUUUAUAGACACAGGUCGCAGCCUGUGACAAAUUACAAUUAUGCCCCUUGCGGAAGUUUACAACAUUGACUCGGACAUACAUGUAUAAAAAGGUCAUUCUGCCUCUAUGUCGGUUUAAUACGCCGAAGCUCCAUGAAAAGGGACCUUCGGCCAUCUCUUAGAAACGACUUUGGCCGAAGCUGCUUCUUCGUGUGAGACCUUCGGCGUACCGAAGCACGACCCCAACAGUAGCCCCUUUCGCGGUGCUAGAUCGUUCUUCGUAACGAGCUUGGCCCGUGAAAAAAAACCUCUUCAGCUUCGGGAAGCCGAAGGUCCAAAAAACACCUUCCCUGAGCUCGUUGCGGAGAAACGAUCCGACUUCCGAGCGCGUGCCAAGCCCACUUUGUAGAGUUACUGUUUGGUCUUUGCGGUCCACUGCACAGCGGGUAUGAGUUACUGUGCGCCUGGUGUAACAGUUCCACCGCUUCGCCUUCCUACCUGCAGCACUAUAUAAACAAACAGGUGGGUGUGAAGUUACCACAGCAUUCAUUGCUAUUUGCACUGUUUCGCUGCCAAAAUUUUUCACCAUAGCCGAAGCUUAAGUCUCAGAAUCGAACGAAGGUGCUUCUCAACGUCCGCUUCGUCAGAAAGAAGAGCUUCGGAGAAAAGAAAAAAGGAAAAAGUUUUUGACUUCCCAAACUUAGAAUCAAAUGGCGAGAAUACGAUCUACUGCCAAAGUUGUACGUGAGGGAGACGAAGCCGAAGGUUCAGACACUGUGCCCAUCUCCGAAGCAAUGCAGCGUUCCGGUCUACUGACUACAGAAGAAAUGCCUGCUGCUGAAGCAGGCCCAACAACUGCCGAAGGAAAAGAAAACAUUGAAGGGACUGACUCCGAAGAUGACUAUCACCUUGCUAUGCCCAGCAAGCCCAGUCACCUGGAUUUUGGGAAAUCAACUGUUUCAAAAGCUGACCUUUCGAAGAUGGUGAAAGCAGGUUAUUUCAAUGAGGACCAGAAGAAGCUACUCCGCUUCGGGGAAGAAGAAACCACCCCGAAGCCAAGGAAGGAUGAGAUUGUUAUUUUCAAGAGUUUUUUAAAAGCCGGGCUUAGAUUCCCUCUCCACGAUAUUGUUGCGGAGAUACUAAGGAGGUUUGGUAUCUACUUUCAUCAAUUGACUCCUAACGCCAUCGUUAGGCUCAAUGUUUAUAUCUGGGCCCUCCGAAGCCAAGCUGUGGAACCAUUUGCUGACAGCUUCUGCCGAGCUCACGAAUUACAUUACCAAACAAAGGCCAGAAAAGAUGGGCUACAUGAUAAUUUCGGUUGCUAUAAUUUUGCCUACCGGAAGACAACAAAGUGCCCUGUCAUCAGCUACCGAAGCAAAUGGCCAGCAGGUUGGAAAUCUGAGUGGUUUUAUGUAAAAGUCGAUGAAGACAAAGAAAAAUUGGUACAAAGCCCUCUGGAGUUAAUCUUCGGAGAGACAAGACCACAAUGCCACAUUGGCGACCUAAAAGGUCCCACCUGGGCUGCUCUGGGUGAAUUUGAAAUUAUCUCAGAACAUAUUGGCACCAGGGAUCUAGUUCAAGAGUUCUUGGCAUUCAGAGUUUUCCCUACUCUAAAAGAGUGGGAGAUGCCGAAGCUGGAGGGAGAGAAGAAGAAGGGGGAGCUUGUCCGGCUUCCCUAUUACUUCAAGUUCAAGAAGUUCUUCAAAAAACCCUGCAAAGAAUGGUUAGACACUGUUGAGGUGAUGUGCAACGAAAUCCUAGGGAAUUACUCCAAAAAAGAGGAUCAACUAAUGACAGCAGCCUUCGGUGCCCGACCGAAACGAAGGCUGAACCGAGUGCUUGACGCCCUAGGCUUCGAAUACCCAGACUACGAACAAUUGAACAAGGGCGCCGAGGGCCUCAAAAGAAAAAGAGUAGCCGAAGCUCUGAUCAGGGAUGAAGAAAUACCAGCAAAGGAGAAGAAAGUUCUCAAGAAAAGAAAAAUAUCUGCUCCGAAGCGCAAAUCACCCGAAGAAGAGGAGACCCCCACACCGCCUUCUACCAGCGACGUGGAGGAAAUUUUAAAGGUAAUGACUGAACCCAUGCCUACGAAGCUAAGUCCACUAGGGCUCCAACUGACGAAGCUUUUUGAAAAGGUGGACGAGCCGGAUCAACCGAAGAUAAACAAACCCAAACGGCAAAGAAUUAUUGCGGUAACUGAGGUUAUCGACAAAACUCCACCUAGGUUGUCAAUUCAGAAAACGGCAGCUGCUGAAGGUAGAGCUUCGGAAGUCACGGCUACCGAAGCUGCCACACCCGAAGAUGUAAAUUUAGAAACUACUCUUGAAAAUAUUGACAAAAUUUUGACGGAAAACUUUGAAGAAGCUGCCACCGUUACUGAAGAAAUCCUGGCCACAGUGCCAGGGAAAGGGAAAGAAAUAGUCGAAGAAACUCCGGACGACGAAGCCUAUUCUUUCCAGAAUCUAAUUGGGCAGAAACUGACGAAGGACGAAAUAGAAGAACUCAAAGACUAUGCCAAAUCUUGCGGCUACAAGCCAGGAGCCCUUCUAUUUGGGGGUGUAGAUGAUGAAAAACUAGGCUGUAUUCGAGACCAGACUGGAGCUAAGGUAAUCUGUACUCUAUCGAAGAGUAUCGGUUUUCCGAAGUUAGAGACAGACAUCAGCCGCUACCGACGACAACAUAUCGUCGGCAGCUUGUUUUAUUCUAACUUCAAGGUAAACAACCUUUUUCUCUGGUUUUUAUUGCCGUUAACAAUGAAAAUAUUACUUAACAUAAGUUGUUUCUGUUCAGAGCAUGCUACUGAGCAAAGCUCUGAAGAUGCAACAAGACUUGGAGGACAAAAAGCACGAAGCUAUAAUUGAAAACUUGGAAAGCAAAAUAAAAGAGCAAUCUGCCAUCAUUGAAAAGAAAGACUUCGAGCUCCAAUCGACCGAAGGCUUGCUGGCUGAAACUGAGGCUAAAAUAUUAGAGUUAAAUUCGAAGCUUAUCAAUCAAUCAAAACAAUUUGAUCAGGAGAAGCUAGAACUGAAUUCGAAGCUUAAAGCCGAAGUCCAGACCAGUUCAGAAUUGAAGAAAGCAUUAACAAGCCUUCAAGACAAAUGCUUGAACUUUGGCAAUAAUUGUAUUGGACGAUUAAAGAAGAUAUUUUACUCUGUUGGAG
Messenger RNA from Zea mays, 4783 nucleotides. RefSeq lists its product as uncharacterized. The record is from RefSeq and is a predicted model, not a curated record. NCBI's taxonomy places the organism in Eukaryota, Viridiplantae, Streptophyta, Magnoliopsida, Poales, Poaceae. The transcript is spliced from 8 exons. The coding region runs from base 16 to 1350 and encodes 444 amino acids. Gene Ontology annotation, molecular function: acyltransferase activity, transferring groups other than amino-acyl groups.